Malurus melanocephalus (red-backed fairy wren) is the source of this 4056-nucleotide messenger RNA. It is a transcript of the gene GUCD1, whose product is annotated as guanylyl cyclase domain containing 1. The record is from RefSeq and is a predicted model, not a curated record. The transcript has 6 exons. The coding region runs from base 1 to 1056 and encodes 351 amino acids. NCBI's taxonomy places the organism in Eukaryota, Metazoa, Chordata, Aves, Passeriformes, Maluridae.
AUGGCCUCCGCCGCCUCCCGCCCUGCUCCGCGCGCCGGAACCGGAACGCGGCGCUGGGGGCGGUGCGGCCUCGUCCCGUCCGCUCCCGGCCGGGGCCAGCCCGGCAGCCCCGCGGUGCCCCGUCCCAGGGGCAGGGCUGCGCGACCCCCGCCCGCCGUGUCAUGCCCCUGCCCGCCCCAACGUCCUGCCGCUCUCUCCGCCGCCACGGCGCGGGGCAACCGCCCCGGGGCCCGGCCCCCCUCAGCCCCCGCCUCCGGGAGGAGCCAGCGCCGGGCCCCGGGGCCGCGCCGCCGGCUCGGCGGGGCCGGCAGUGAGCGGGCGGCGGGUGCCACCGCCGCCGCCAUGAAGAGCCCCCGUGAGGCCGGGGAGCCGCCGCCAGUUGACUGCAUCCAGCUGAAAGUGCCAGUGAUUCAGCAGCUGUACCACUGGGACUGCGGGCUGGCCUGCUCCAGGAUGGUGCUUCAGUACCUGAAUCAUUUGGACAAUGAUGAGUUUCAGAAAGCCAUCCAGGAACUCCAGUUAACAAAGAGUAUCUGGACUAUUGACCUGGCCUACCUAAUGCGGCACUUCGGAGUUAAGCAUAAAUUUUGCACCCAGACACUUGGAGUGGACAAGGGCUACAAAAAUCAGUCAUUUUACAGGAAGCACUUUGACACAGAAGAGAAUCGAGUGAAUCAGCUCUUUGCACAAGCCAAAGACAGCAAGGUGCUGGUGGAAAAAUGCACAGUAACUGUUCAAGACAUCCAAAACCACCUGUCCCAGGGUCACAUAGCCAUCGUCCUUGUGAACGCAGUCCUUUUACUGUGUGAUCUUUGCUCAAGUCCUGUCAAAUACUGCUGCUUCCUUCCCAUCGGACAGAAGUGCUUCUGCAGGAGCCCUGACUACCAGGGCCACUUCAUUGUGUUAUGUGGCUACAACAAAGCCUCAGGGAGUAUUUACUACAACAACCCUGCCUAUGCUGACCGAACAUGCUGCACCAGCAUCAGUAACUUCGAGGAAGCCAGGACAAGUUACGGCACUGAUGAAGAUAUUCUGUUCAUCUACACAGACAGCUGACACCCACAGAGGACACUCCUGCUCCUUCCUGCCCAGCCUGCACGGCAGCUGGCUGCUCGUCUCAGGACUCCCCUGCACACACCUCGCUCCUGCACUGCAGUGGGACUUUCAACAAGGGAGGCUUUAUAGACAUUGACAGGACAUAUUGCAAUGCUGUCUUUAUCCUUUUUUUUCCUGAUGAUAUAUCUGAUUUUGAAAUGUUCGUCUCUGKUUUUUUGUUUGCUGGGUUGUUUGUUUUUUUUCCUAAUUUUCCACAUUGCACAUUUGACAGCAGUUCUAAAAUACAGGCCCAGAGCUUGUUCACUUUCAGCUUAUUUUCAAAUUAAAGACGUAAGAAAAAAGCACCAAAUUUAUGAACUUUAACACUUGGUAAGAUAUGCACAGGUUUAGAUAAACAAAGAAAAAGAUAAAAAAUACCUGUUUCUCUCUCUCUGUCAAAGUAUCUGCUGCUCUUCCAUCCUAAAUCUAUGGAUUUGAAGUUCAGCAGGGUGUUACAAAAGGAAAAAAAAAAUUAAACCACUUUUAAAUAGCAAAAUAAAAGCCUUGCUGGCUCAUUAAUAUUGUCUACAAUGUAGGAAACUUCCCAUGUACCAAAUUCACAGAGAUUUAGCAUUUAAGCAACUGCAGUACUGGAAUUGUUCCCUUGCACYACAAACUCAGUCUCUUUUGACUAAAUCUCUUGGAUGACUGUGCAGAGCUCCGCAUUGCUCCAGAAGUUUAAGCGAAAAGAUUUUAUUUGCACUUAGAAGUUUUUAUUGCUCUUUGCAAAAAGCUCUGAAUGUUAUGCCACCCACAUGUGCCAGUUUCUGCAGAAUCUGUUCUGAGGAUGAACUUUAAAACUUCUCAAGCAAAUGCAGAAAAUUAUCAUCCACACUAAUGGUAUAUAUUUUSUGUGUAAAGUGUAAAUAUCUGACAGCAUCUACUGCAUUGUAACUAAAAUGCUGAAUCAUAAUUUGAGCCAAAUUUUGCUGUUGGUAUUAGUUCAAUGACCUUCUAASAAGAGCUUACACCAAUUAAGAGGAAAUACAAACAUUUCUGCUGUAAGUAAGAGGGCAGGAUUUUAGAUUUUUUCUAGCUCUUAUACUACAGUUGUAUUUGGAUUAAGCUGUUGCUGUAUUCAGACAUUAAGUGAAAUUGGUAGCAGCCCAUUCAUAAUCCUUUCCUCUCUUACCUGAGGAGCACWCUGAAAUGUAAGAAAAAGCCACUUAGUUCAGCUUCAUUCAUCACAAGUUCCUCUAAGUCUCAAUCUUCAGUCCUGCCUAUAUGAAGGYGAGUAGGAAAAUCAGCACUGAUGUAAAACUAGGAAAAUUUGCACGUAAGAUAGAGAUCCCACACCUCUGGCAUGGUUUUAGGAAAAGAACUGUUCAGGUUCUGGAACUGUGUGGAAUAACAGUAAAAAGGAUAUUGUUAUUUAUUGCUGGAUAUCAAAAAUAGGAAUAAACUUUCUGCAUAGAAAGUUUUUUUACCAAGAURAACAUUUUCUUUUAUUCAGUUAUUAACUGAAAAGUAUCUAUACUCUGUUUACUAAGUAUUUAGCAAGAUCAAGAGCGCUCCUUUUUACUAAGGUGAGAAAUAGUAACAAACAUUUAAAAAUGCAGUAACCGUUAAAAAGUUCCAAACAAAAGUAUUUGAGAAAAAACUUUGUCAAAUUUUGCUUAUCACUGGUGACAUAAAUACAUUCUGGCAUUGAUAGUUGCAAAAUGACUAAGAGCUAGGAUGUGGUUUGUGUAGAACCAGUACACUGGUGUCACCAGCAGAACCUGUUAAGAAGAAAGGUAUAAAACCUAUUGUAGAUAAUGCCUUUCAACUCCUCCAAAAUAAGUAAACAGAAGACUUCUGAUCUGAGAAUUUUUAUGUUCAGGUCCAAAAUCACRAUGUUUGAUUUAGAGAGAUGUAUUAGCUGUUAAUAAUUAACAGGUAUGUAAGCUACAGGCUGUUAAGAGUAAUUCCUUAACUCAUGGAUUUUCAGGUAGGURGUUCACUCAAUACCAUUAAACUGCCACAGGAUUUAUCUUAGAGCAGGCUUGAUUAGUUAAAUAAAAACAAUUCUUACAAAAGGCUUGUAAUUGACAUUUAGCAUCUUACUGGUUCCRUUACCAAAAGUGAAUCCUGAGCUUAUAGGUAAAAUAUGAACUUAAGAGCAAACUAAGUGUUCUGAAGUGCACAGAUAGGUGUAACARUAUCGACUGGUAAAUGUUUGGUACCCAGAGUUUAAAUGCUUCAACAAAUGUGAAAGCUAAACAAAGCUGUCUAAGCUAGCGCAGACUAAGGGAGAAGAGGCCCACUACUAYAAUAGGAUCUCAUACAGCUGCCAAAUGGAGAACGAUGGGAGAUGAAAACACAAGGAAGAAACAAAAGCCAAGUGAAAAGACUGAGUAUAUGACACAAUUCAGCUGAAAAAGCAGCUCACUGCGCAAACAUUCAGAACAUCUGCAUUUUCUGAAACUUUGUCUCCCGUUACAAGAUGUCUAUCAAAACACUCAUUCUGAAAAUGUUCUGUUGCUUUGUUUCUGUCAGGAUGUCAAUAGUAAAGGAAGGGGAUUUUACAUGCAGGGAUUUUAUACAUAAAUAUAUUUUUAUUUGUAAUUAAGCCAUUCUCAAUAAAGGUUAAACUCACAGAUAACCCUGUAACAUAAUGUAGCAAGUGCAUUUAUUAACAAGCUUAUUAGGAAAAAUGUUCUUGAAAAUCUGAAACUGUAAUUUGGAAAAACAAAAACGAGUUCGAAUAUUUAUUACAGCCAUAAAUUCAUAGUUGCUGGGCUGUAAACUGUAUUCAGUCUGCAUUGCUUGAACACCUACUGCCAUCACCUAAAUCAUAUGAAGCAAUAUUUCAGGAUACAGUACUACCUGAGAAUGCAAAUGUAUCAUUAUUACCUUUAUUCCACAGCUGUUUUGUGUACUCUGCAACCACCACAUAUCCUACUGGAGUGCAGUCCCAGGGAAGGAGUUUUCCACACACAUCCUGUUCCCUAGAGCAGCUUUCUGUUCACAGUGUAAAGU